UUAUUUUCUGAAGUAUGUUUUCACAAACAAGAAUCAUGGAAUUACCAGGAUUACUGGGAUUAUUAGGAAUUACCAGGAUUACUCUGGAAUUACUCAGUAAACCCGGAAUUACAGAAUUACUUGCUCAAAUUCCAAGUAAUUCCGGAUUAGUGACCAGUCUGACACGAUGCUGGAAACCCCUUGGAAGAAUGUUGGGUUCAGAGGAAACAUACAACAAAAAGCUGUUGUUCACAAAAAGCAAUGCUUGUAACGUUGCAAUGUCAAGGUUAUUUCAGAUGUGGUUGCUGAUAUUUAAGAUUGUGGUGCAAAAAGUGUGCACUGGCCAACUUAAGUGACGUAGCUUUUUUGGAGGGAUGUAAUACGAGUAGAAAAAUUUUCGGUUUGCAACCAAAGAAAGUGACUGAGGAUUGUUAAUUGAAAAUAUUUAGCUACGUCAUUUCUAAAUGGUACCUAGGUAUCAGCUGUGGGGAGCCCCAAAUUUAAUGGAAAUAAUUCAAAGUCAAGACGAGUUGCUUGUAGUGAUUCAGCUGGAUUUCCAAUUUAUAACAUUUAUAAAAGAUGAUUUAUUAGUAGUUAGCACGUUAGUUUGAGUGUUUUUGGUGUGUAACAUACACGAAUUAAAUCACUGAUCAAUGCCACAACAAAUUAAAAACUCCACCAUGAUGGUAUAUAAGCUUGAAUCCAAUGCGUUUUGUUAAUCAUUACAAAAAUAGUUAACUACGAACAUGUCGGAUAAAGUAAUCUUAGGCCACGAACGUGACGAAGACAUCAAAAAACGUGUCUAUAAAAAGGCUAGCAGUGAGUUGUUGGCUAUUCUUGAGCAGUUUGGGGGAUCAAUGGUUUCUAAACGAUUUGAAAAUGUUGUGUUGUACUGUGAUAUCCCGAGAGACAUCAUGUUUCCGUUGGAUAUUGUCGAGAUAUUCAAAGAUUUAUCUGAUGACGAAGAAACGAUGAAUUUGGAUAACAUCGAGAAGGCGCUUUAUUUGGAUUGGUGCUCAAAAACGUUAUGUUAUGCACACGUGAUCUUCGAUGACAUUGUGGAUAACAGCAAGACUCGUUAUGGAAAGCCCUGUUGGCAUCGAAGAAGCGAUGUCGGACUGUCGGCCGUUUUUGACGGUCUUUUGAUAGACAAAUCGAUUCAUUAUCUCAUGAAUACAAAAUUCAAUCGCGAUAUUAUUGAUGCCGUACUGGAAAAGUUAUUCUUCUUGGACGCAGGUCAGACAUUAAACGAUAUGUUGAGCAAAGUUCAUGAUUCAGAUAGCUUCAAUCGAGCAUCGUAUGAGAAAAUGGUAUAUCUUCAAGAUUCCACGAUAAUUACAUUGCCUAUGAGGCUGGCAAUGUGUCUCGCAGGCAUCGCGGAUCAGAAUGCAGUAAAUCAAAUGCAAACCAUCAUAGCAAAGGUGGAAGUGUUGUUUCAAAUGAUGAACGACUAUCAGGACCUGUUUGGGGACGCCGAACUGUUGGGAAAGGAAGAGAGCGAUAUUCAGGAACGCAAAUGUUCCUGGUUUGCGGUCAAAUGUUUGGAAAAGACGAAUCCUGAACAGAAAGAGUUAUUCAAGCAAAACUAUGGUUCUGAGGAUCCUGAAAAAGUUGCUACAAUUAAAGAACUUUAUACUACCUUGCAAUUGAAGGAAGAGUACAACAAGUGUAAAAAUGAACUGAGUAAAGAGAUUGAAGCUGAUAUCGAAAGAGUUGAACUUGGGAAAUUGCAACGGGCACUUUUUGCUGUGUAUAAAAAAAUUGCGAAUUCAAAUGAUAACCAAGCACACGUAUGAUUUCUACUAGGCUGUGAAGUAUUUUCACUUUCAAAUCAGUCUUUUACUUUUAUAAUUAUUUAUAUUGAUAGAAAAAUCAACAAUUUAGACUUUUGUUAUGCCUCUCAUUAUAUUUAAACUAAAACUUUAAAUUAAGGGGUGGUGAACCGCUUAACGUGAGCGAUGACAUCAGCCUUCUAAAACUUAUUAUUGAUAGUUAUAGGUCAAACAGCAUACGACAGUUUCAAUAAAAAAAAGCAAACAAACAGUACGCCCCUUCUGUUCUCUGCAAAAUAGGAAAAAAUUAAUGUUUUUUUUUAAUCUAACUGGAUCGAAAAAUUCUAUUUAUUGAAUGUUUAGCCGUAUUUGGAAUUGUUGUCGGAGUGAGAGACGGAAACGUUGGAGUCAUCUGGUCGUCGUGGAGUGUAACUAAACCCUUCAGAAGACAAAGUUGAAGUAGUUUCCAGAUUUCAUUUAAAUCACUUAAGGUGAAGCCGUUGAUCAUUUUCGAAGAAAAUUGAUCAUCACUAUAAAAUAUUCUGUAUUAAAUUCAAUUUAAAGAAUUUCUGCACCAAAAUGAAUCAGCAUGUGCCGGUUGUUGCCUUCUUGAAGCCACUGAAGGAAUUUUUGAUCUUAAUCAAUUGUGCUUCAAAAUUUAUAUAAUUUUGUGGCACAGUCAUUGACGUCCUAGUUGGCAAUCAUUAAUUAAUGAAGAUUUCCAUAACUUUACAAGGAUCCCAUCGUUACCAAAAGGAAUCAGCAUGUGUAGGGCACUAUUCUUAACAACCUGUAGAAGGAUUUUUGUCAAAAUAUUGAAAGCAACGCAAAAUUUGUAACUUUGAACGAAAAAUCAUGACAUUGAUGGAAGUCUUCACGUUAAAGUUGAAUUCUUGAAACUUAUAGCCAUAUUAAGGAGAAAUUUUUUGAAAUAUGUUCAGUUUUAUGCAACUUGUGUCGGAAUAAAUGCCAAAACACACGACUUGAAUUCCAAUUUAAAAAUAUUCUCUGCAAAAAAUAUUGUCGAAAAGCUGAAAAAUAUCCUAAAAUUUUUCUUUUUUGACUUUGUUGAUCAGUUGUUGAGAUACAGCCUUUUGAAGCCAGAUUUUUUUUUGAAAAAUAAGUUUUUUUCGGUGUCAUGUAAUUGGCUCUCAUUUUUUAAAUUAAAUCUAAUUUGAUCAUUUAAAAGUCCAUUUUAACUGACCAGCCCGCAACAUUACAUAGAGCUUUGAAUGGAAAAAUUAAAGAUGAAAAAUGGCUUUUUUGGACAUGCCUGGACAAAGUAAA
Culex pipiens pallens (northern house mosquito) is the source of this 3038-nucleotide messenger RNA. RefSeq names its product farnesyl pyrophosphate synthase-like. Gene Ontology annotation, biological process: trans, trans-farnesyl diphosphate biosynthetic process. The coding region runs from base 726 to 1775 and encodes 349 amino acids. The transcript has 4 exons. Gene Ontology annotation, cellular component: cytoplasm. Gene Ontology annotation, molecular function: (2E,6E)-farnesyl diphosphate synthase activity; dimethylallyltranstransferase activity. The record is from RefSeq and is a predicted model, not a curated record. NCBI's taxonomy places the organism in Eukaryota, Metazoa, Arthropoda, Insecta, Diptera, Culicidae.